AUGGAACUCCCAAGUUCAUCACUGGACAUCUUGUGUUUAGCCUUUCGACCUCAUCGUUCUUCAACGCCUAAAUCUGAAGAGUCUGCAAAGCCGAGUCGAGCAGAAUUAUUGUAUGAAAACAAUUCCGUUGGUGAUGUUUGCUGCAAUGAAGUGGUCAAUUCCAAAGAAUUAAUUUAUAACGGAAUGAUUCAGCCUUCAUCAUCCCGAUCGUUCGCAUAUCGACUUCCUUAUGCUCAUUAUUCUCUGACUACUUCCGGUCAAACCGGUUCUUUCACAAUGGCGUCAGGUUUGAGUUCAUCACAAUAUGGUUACUACCACUUCUCACCAGCCCCUCCGAAUAGAAUACGACAUUUUCUGAUUGCCUGCGGAAACUACGUCGACCAUGUGAAUCCGAGUUCUCAAACUGCAAUCCCUUUUCCACCUAAUCGAAUAAGGUAUGCAUAUAAUGGAAAGCAGCACGCACCAGAUUGUCAUCUACCUCCUUCUAGUGCAUUCAAUCCUACCACUAAUGGCUCUCAAACACACUAUCCUACUUUCACAAUCUUACCACCUAAUCAAACAUCAAGCAGAAAAUUUGUGGUACCUACUAGUGCACCGACGAUCCCAAACAUUCCAUAUGCAAAUGUAGUAUUUCCAUCACCUCAGUUUUAUCCUCUUGGUGUAGAUAUGACUUAUCCGGCUCCACUCAGUCAAGCGAAUCAUCACCAAACCAACCCUCAAUAUACCGGGCUAGAAUUCACUAAUCAACAGGUGGCUGGUACGAAUCCGAAUGUCAAUUCGAUUUAUCCAGCCAAACAGUCUGUCCAGUGUCGUUUCUGUCCGGAGAAAUCUUCGAACAUCGUAUCUUCUUUUCGUGCACCAGUCAAGUCGAUUUCCUUGUCUACUUCCCAACAGUGGUUAAAUGAGCUGGUUGAAAGACUGGCCUACGGUAAUUUACACAGUGGAGUGAAUUUAGUUAACAGUAGAUCUGACCGCCUACAUGAUGAAUUGAAAAGUACUAACAUGGUGAUGGCUGCACAGAACGCUGAAACUGCUCAUCCUUCAAAUGUUUAUCAUACAACGAAUAUGGUAGAUUGUACACAGUUUUUGUCAAACUACUUCACUCUAUCAACAUCUAACAACUCUUAUUCACGGAUAAAUCCUUUUACAAAUAAUGCAUUACAGUAUUCUUCAAUUCACAACCGAAAUAUUCUCACUAGUCAACCUGGAGUGGUUAAGCUUCCAACGAAUAACUCCUGUAUGUUUUAUAAUACAGAGUGCUCGAAUAUACCAUUUUAUCUUGGGGGCGAAGGGGGUUAUACCGGUUGUAACCAAACGGCCAGUUCUUCUUGCAGAUAUUUCACUGGAGAGUGUUCAAAAGGACAGAUAAGUGGUGUUGUGAAUUCUAAUGGUGGUGUCAAGCGGCCGAUUCCAAUGAGAACACGUUCUCAAGCUAGUCAGUUACUGUCUCAUAAUCAACAUAAGUAUAUGCAGAACUUGUUGCCUAAUAAAUUCACCGGAGAAACAAUGAUGACAUUAACAAGUAAUUCUUCAGCUGGAUUCCUAGACGGAAAGCAGUCUGCGAUUACGGAAGAUCCCUUUUUAUCUGAAAGUGACCAACUUCAUAGAGCAAGUUCUACUGUUCAUUGUUUCAAUCAACCUGUGGACUAUGUACAAAAUCACACAAAUCCCCUUGCUCAAAGGAAUUACUUUCAGAAUAAUAACGACACACAGCGAAUGAAGUUAUCACAACGGCUUUUAUCACAUACCACUGGUUUAGGAAGUGCGUUUCCACUUCAGUGACGUUUAUAUGAUGAGUAAGAAAGCUACACUCCUACAGAAUGUCUUAAACAGAGAAAGACAAAUCAAAACAACAAGGUGCAAUGACUUUUAUCGUAAAACUACUUAAUUGGUAUCUUUCUUCAAUAUAUGUACAUAUAUACGUAUAUAAACAAAGAAUUACAUGCGAAGUUUAAUUCAGAUACUGAAUACAGACACUUCUCGGUGUCAGUAGUAUGCAUAUGACACAGAUAAUUAUCUACAGUCAUUUGAAGUUAUAUAGUAUUUGCCUGCGCAUAACAUCAUUGAGGAAGUGAAAUGGACAGUAAACAAACAUCUACACGUUUACUGAAAUGUUUCUUCUCACAAAGUUGUUUAAUUCUACUGCUGUUUGUUAUGCAGAACAUGCGCACCACUUGUUAUCUGCUCUUAAUAGAAAGUAUUGUUUCUAUCGCUGAUUUAAAAAAGUACGUUUGCUUUUCUAUUGUGCAGUAAUCCUACCAUGAUAUUACUCAUGAUCCAUAGUAGGAUGUGUUACAGCAGUGAUAACGGAAGUCAGUUACCCUCAGGAUUACUUGUACUGCUUGGAUCAAAGAGGACAUCCCGUUUUGUCAACUCAUUAUAAUUAUUAAUGGCAAAUCGAUGACUAUUUUUCCUUCUAACUGUGUGCAGGAGUUUUGGCUGAAAAUGUGACAAAUGUGACACUCAUAAUAAUAAUAAUAAAUACAAUGUCAAUUGUGCUAGAUUGUGCUGUUUUGCGUUAAAGUCUCAUGGUUGGUAAUGAUAAUCUCUGUAUGCAGUGUUGUGAUUGACUGAAGUGUGUGAUUGAAGUCUGAACUCCUCUUCUCUGCAGAAGUUCACUAGAACAGUAAGAGGAUGCGUUUUCACGGAACAUGUGCAUAGAUUUCACCAAUGAAUGGAUCAGUAGAUCAUUAUCCUGUGUUAUUUAAUAUCUUGAACUGUCUACCGAGACGUUUAAUCGCAAUGGGUUCGAUUAUGACUACAGUGUUGACGAAUUUUCUAUUGAAGUGAGCAGGAGACUUUGUAAAGGAGAGGGUGUCGUCGGUAUUUUUGUGAUUGGGAUUUCGACUAAUUUCGAUCAAGUUGGAGCACAUCAUCUGUGUCGUGGGCCUUUCUGAUGAGACAUCAGUUAUUAUCAAACAAACAGUGCUAUUCGGAUGUCUGGUAUUCCAGCUAUGGAUUUAUACAAGUCUAUAUAUAUGCGAACGAGUAUAACGUAGUCAUAUAGUAAUAAUUGUC
Molecule: messenger RNA, 3018 nt
Organism: Trichobilharzia regenti
Lineage: Eukaryota; Metazoa; Platyhelminthes; Trematoda; Strigeidida; Schistosomatidae
Source: the annotation of a GenBank genome assembly